Messenger RNA from Polyodon spathula (Mississippi paddlefish), 1496 nucleotides. Its product is annotated as insulin-like growth factor-binding protein complex acid labile subunit. The transcript is spliced from 3 exons. The record is from RefSeq and is a predicted model, not a curated record. Bases 13 to 1350 code for a protein of 445 amino acids. Lineage: Eukaryota; Metazoa; Chordata; Actinopteri; Acipenseriformes; Polyodontidae. Gene Ontology annotation, molecular function: protein binding.
UUUUACAAACACAUGAGAGGUGCAAGGAGCAAUUUGCAGGAAUUAAUGUGCUAUUCAGAGAGAGCUUCUAGAAGCCCAGGCGUAAUGAAUCUCCUUGCGAAUGGAAAAAGGAAGAUGGCCGCCUCUGCCCUAUUACUUUUGACCCUUUGCAUGGCAGUUUCAGCAGAUGGAUGCCCCUCAGAUUGCACUUGCUUUUCAGUAUUGACAGACUGCCGCAGUGCCAAUCUCCUUGCAGUUCCUCAAGACAUUUCAACAGGAACGGAAACAUUAUUUUUGGCAGAUAACCAAAUCACCACAAUUCAAAGAGGAGCCUUUGUAAAUUUGACAGGCCUAACUUUUCUGAGUUUGGCCAACAAUGAACUUUCAUUUCAGAAUGACACACUGGAAGGCCUGAAUAACCUCCUCUCCUUGGACUUGUCAGAAAACAGCUUGCAGGAGAUCCCGCUAGGUUUGUUUCAAACACCCUUAAGACUGGUUUGGCUAAACAUAGCGAAAAACAAACUUAAAAUUCUUCCCAAAUCCAUCUUUAGACCAUUGGAAAAACUCACCUACUUAGACCUUUCCGAUAACAGUUUAGACCUACACAAUCACACCUUUGAAGGACUUAUCAGCCUAAACACACUGAGUUUAUCAGGUAACAGGCUUAAAAGCAUACCAACAAAAUUAUUUGAUGCUGUACCAAAACUUCAGGGACUAGAUUUGUCGAACAACUUCUUAACACACUUGCCUGAAGGUUUCUUAAGCAACCAUUACAACAUGUCUGAUUUAAUCCUGAACAACAAUAAUCUAACACAUUCAGUUUUACCUGCAUUGCAAAGCUUGAGCAAUCUGAACUAUCUGUAUCUGUCUGGGAACAGCAUUUCAACUUUACCUCUGUUCCCCUUUGUUAAGCUCAGACGUCUUGUUAAACUCCACCUGUCCAAUAAUUCUAUAUCAGCACUUCCAGAUGGCUUCCUGGCAGGUUUAAACCAACUCUCAGUGUUAGAUUUGUCUGGUAAUUCAUUGGCUUCCCUGCCUGAGCAUGUUUUUCAAGGUAGCAGCCAGUUAGAAUACCUGCAUUUGGACAGAAAUAGCUUCUCCAAGCCCCCACUGUUUUCUGGGCUGCAUAAUCUCCAGGAGUUGACCAUGUGCUGCUGUCAAAUAACUCUUUGGCCAGAAGAGGUUGCUAUAAGCCACUUGGUGGCUUUAGAAUUAAUAGAUCUCUCCAAAAACCUCAUAGCAGAGCUAGACUCUGUAGUGGUUAGGAAUAAUAUACAUCUUAAGAAAGUCCUUCUGACUGACAAUCCAAUUUGUUCAAUGAGUUCUUCAGUGCUUCCAUUAUCUCCACCAUUGCAAUGCACAGGCUAUUAACUAUUAACUGUGUGUGUGUGUGUGUGUGUGUGUGUGUGUGUGUGUAAAAUUGAUUUAAAUAAAGGUAAAAAGCUGUUUAUGCUUUUUCUUUAUCAGACUAGAUUAUAUUUUGUGUUAAAAAGGUUAAUAAAUAACAAGCCACUUCA